CAAAAUUUUAGAAAGAAAGAGAAUUGAAUAUUAUAAAUUGGGAUGGGUGAAAACAAAAAAUGAUGAGUCCUCAAGAAAAAGGCUACCCCACCCCCCAUGAACACAACAAACAAACUACUCAAAUUCAUAAGAGAUUUAAAGUUAAAGUAAUUUCUUUCCAUUUUUAUAUAUAUUUUUUCUAUGAACAAAAAGAAAAAAAAAAAAGUCAUUGAUGAGAGAGAAGGAGAAAUGAGAAUUUAAGGAAUUCUCUCUCUCCACACCCAUAUAAAAUGAUUCUCACUCAUAAAUUUUCUCUCUUUACUUUCAUUCUCUAUAACUCCUCUCUCAACCGUGGCUCAGCCGCCGGUAAACACCACUCACGGUGGCGUUAUAAAUACUAGUAUAUAUCUUUGUCUCUAUUCUCCUUUUCUUUUCUUUUUUUCUUUUUAAAUUUCUCUUCUUUUUUUCUUUAACUCUCAUUGAAGAGUCCGCCUUGUGUCCUUCAUGCUUCUUCUGUGGUAGCUUUUAUUGUUCUUGCCUCCCUCUCUCUCUCUCUCUCUCUCCCCUCCCAUUCCUCUCUCUAAAAAUCCUCACUCUUUAUAUAUAUAUAUAUAUAUAUAUAUAUAUAUACACAUAUUCUUUUUCAUUUUGGUUCCAAUAAAAUCAAUCACAAACUCCAUUUCCUCUCAUUGAUUUAAUUCGUUUCAAUGGCUGUUCAAGCUCAAUACCCUUCCAAUGUCCUCCUUCUUAACAGAAAUAUUCAAGAUGCUGAGCAUGAUUAUUCAUUACAACCUCAACCUGGUGGAGGAGGAGGAGGAAUUCUUCAACAGUCUCAUGCUCUGUUCAACAAUGGAGGUGGGAAUCAUUUGAGUAGUAAUUUAAGGAAAAGAGGAAGAGAUAACUCUGUUUCAGUUUCACCUCCCACAAUCAAUCCUCUCUGUUUUCAACCUCAGAUUAUUGAUCUUUCUCAGCUUCAUAACCAUCACCAUCCUUCCAAUGUCGUUUCUACCGGACUCAGGUUGUUCUCCGGUGACCAACCGCUCAACCUUUACCAUCAUCCACCGCCGCCUCCGUCGUCGCAGAAUGAUGCUAGUCUUGUUUCUCUCUCUUCCUCUGUUUUUGUCUCCGAUGAUUUUUCCUCUCAAAUCAAACAACACCGUGAAGAAAUUGACCAAUUCCUUCAAACCCAGGAGGAAGAGCUGCGGCGGGCGUUGGCGGAGAAACGGCAGAGGCAUUACCGGGAAAUACUGGCGGCAGCGGAGGAGAGGGCGGCGAGGAGGUUGAGAGAGAAGGAAGUGGAAGUGGAGAAGGCUACACGUCGACACGCGGAGUUGGAAGCACGCGCCGCCAGGUUGAGCAUGGAGGCGGCGGCGUGGCAAGAGAAGGCUAGGGCGGAGGAAGCGGCGGCUGCGGCGCUGCAGGCUCAACUGCAGCAAGCGAUAAUGAGGGGCACCGGAAUUGGUGGCAGCGGAGACGGUGGUGUAGUAGGAGACUGCACGGCGGAAGAUGCUGAGUCUGGUUACAUUGACCCAGACCGAGUAAUAGCCGAGUCGGGACCGAGUUGCAAAUCGUGUCGGAAGCGAGUCGCGUCGGUGGUUUUGUUGCCGUGUCGGCAUUUCUGCCUUUGUUCAGUUUGUGAUCACGUGGUUCGCACGUGCCCCCUUUGUCGGGCCUCGAGAAAUUCAAGUGUUGAAGUUUAUCUCUCGUGAAGCCCAUUGGGCUCAUGGCCCAUUUCUGACUCCCCCAGGCCCAAUGGUAAAACCCCCCAAAAAAUAAAACUAAAAUACCCAAAAAAAAAAAAAAAUCAAUAACUUUUUAUUUAAAAAAAAAAUACACAAAACCACAUUUUGUUUUUCUCUUAAUAUUUUCUUCUCUUUUUUUUUCUUUUUCUGGAAAUAUAUUUUGAUACCUGGAGGUGUAAAUGGUCAUACUGAUGUUGGCAUUGUUUUUCCUUUUUUUUUUUUUUUUCUCUCUUUUGUUGUUGAAAUUUAAUUGAAAUAUAAAUUCUUUUAUUUUAUAAAUAAUUUUCUGUCUCA
Molecule: messenger RNA, 2015 nt
Organism: Cucumis melo (muskmelon)
Lineage: Eukaryota; Viridiplantae; Streptophyta; Magnoliopsida; Cucurbitales; Cucurbitaceae
Product: probable BOI-related E3 ubiquitin-protein ligase 3
Exons: 4
Coding region: 687-1688 (333 amino acids)
Molecular function (GO): ubiquitin-protein transferase activity
Source: RefSeq, a predicted model, not a curated record